AUGCACGGAAAGGUUGCUCUUGAGGAGGCUUUCGCCCUCCCUCGCCUUCACGAGAAGACGAGAUGGUGGGCUUCCCUGUUUGCCGUGAACCCAGACAAGCAUGCCGUCGAGAUGACGGACAUUACUGAUAUCCGCAUCAAGUAUAUGGACAAGCAUGGGGUCGGCUAUACGAUUCUCUCAUACACUGCUCCCGGAGUACAAGACGUCUCAGACCCCAAGGAGGCUCAGGCUCUGGCCGUAGAGAUUAACGAUUAUGUUGCUGGUGCCAUUAAGAAUCACCCCGAUCGAUUUGGAGCCUUUGCCACCCUCUCCAUGCACAACCCCCAAGAAGCAGCCACCGAGCUCAAGCGCUGCGUCACCCAAUACGGCUUCAAGGGCGCCCUCGUCAACGACACUCAACGGGCCGGCGAAGAUGACAUGAUCUUCUACGACGGCCCCGAAUGGGACGUCUUCUGGUCAACCGUCGAGGAGCUCGACGUCCCCUUCUACCUGCACCCGCGUAAUCCCACCGGCUCGCUCCACGAAAAGCUCUGGGCGAAGCGCAAGUGGCUCAUCGGCCCUCCUCUCAGCUUCGCCCAAGGCGUGUCCCUUCACGUCCUGGGCAUGGUGACCAACGGCGUCUUUGACCGCCACCCCAAACUGCAGGUUGUCCUGGGCCACCUGGGAGAGCACAUCCCCUUCGACAUGUGGCGCAUCAACCACUGGUUCGAGGACGUCAAGAAGCCGCUGGGCCUGGACUGCAAGAAGACCAUCCGGGAGUACUUCCAGCAGAACAUCUGGAUCACCACCAGCGGGCACUUCUCCACGACGACUCUGCAGUUUUGCAUGGCCGAGGUUGGGGCCGAUCGCAUCCUGUUCUCCAUCGACUAUCCGUUUGAGUGUUUUGCCGAUGCGUGUGAUUGGUACGACGGCGUGCCCAUCAAUUUGGUCGACAAGGCCAAGAUUGGAAGGGAUAAUGCGAGGCGGCUGUUCAAGCUGCCUGCGUUCAAGGACUCUGAGAAACAUGUCGGUGAAUAG
Molecule: messenger RNA, 1017 nt
Organism: Metarhizium robertsii ARSEF 23
Lineage: Eukaryota; Fungi; Ascomycota; Sordariomycetes; Hypocreales; Clavicipitaceae
Product: amidohydrolase family protein
Exons: 2
Coding region: 1-1017 (338 amino acids)
Biological process (GO): secondary metabolic process
Cellular component (GO): cytosol; cytoplasm
Molecular function (GO): hydrolase activity; carboxy-lyase activity
Source: RefSeq, a predicted model, not a curated record